Messenger RNA from Sinocyclocheilus anshuiensis, 837 nucleotides. RefSeq names its product sushi, nidogen and EGF-like domain-containing protein 1. The coding region runs from base 1 to 837 and encodes 278 amino acids. The record is from RefSeq and is a predicted model, not a curated record. The transcript is spliced from 8 exons. Gene Ontology annotation, biological process: cell-matrix adhesion. Lineage: Eukaryota; Metazoa; Chordata; Actinopteri; Cypriniformes; Cyprinidae.
AUGAGACAAACCGCAGAUCCAGAUCGCUCCAAAAAUAAGCUCAUCUGCCCCGUUCUUGGAUGCCCUGGGGCACCAGAAGUAUUUUAUCCAUUCGGCUCAGCAGCUGGAGACACAAUAAAUGCAGCUGUUGAAGAUGGAAGCUCUUCUGUUAUUCAGCUGUUGAGUCCAUUUCUGUUCUUUGGCCGCACAUACCAGCAGAUUUAUGUUAAUAAUAAUGGACACCUCACAUUCAACCAGCCUUCAUCGCAGAAUGUUCCAGACAACUUUCCUUCUUAUGAAAGCCAAGAUAUAAUUGCUGGUCUUUGGACUAAUCUUGACAACCGCCUGAAAGGUGUUGUUUCAUAUCGUCAGUACACCAGUGGAAAUGUUCUCACACGCGCCUCUCAGGAUAUAAACACACAUUUCCCAAAUCUGAACUUCAACGCUUCUUGGGUGUUUGUUGCAACAUGGAAUAAAGCCGCUUACUUCAACUUAACUAACACAGAAACAUCGUUUCAAGUGGUUUUAAUUUCAGGCCGUAAUUUGUCAUUUAUUCUGAUGAAUUAUGGUGACAUUGCUGUAACUGAACAUCCAGUGCAGGCUGGUUAUGACACAGUAGACUCCACACACUACUUUGUGAUUCCCGGAUCAAUCAAUGGGAGCUUCAUCUCAAAACUCAGGAACUCCAGUAAUGUCGAUGUUCACGGUCGAUGGGUCUUCAGGGUGGACAGUGGACCACGAAACAGCAUCUUGAAAAACAAUGUCGUUGGAUUUCGAAUAAAGCAGGAGCUGGUCAAGUACGGUCUGCCAAACAGCAUCGAACUGAAGUUAAGAAAACUGCAAAAGACAAAGCCGUAA